This is a messenger RNA of Cucurbitaria berberidis CBS 394.84, 1333 nucleotides long. RefSeq lists its product as uncharacterized. The record is from RefSeq and is a predicted model, not a curated record. The coding region runs from base 1 to 1071 and encodes 356 amino acids. The transcript has a single exon. Lineage: Eukaryota; Fungi; Ascomycota; Dothideomycetes; Pleosporales; Cucurbitariaceae.
AUGGUGCUUAACAUACCACCCCAGGCAGCCGACGAGCUAUGGCACUUGGUUGAAACGAAAGGUUUCUUCGAUUGGACUCUACUACCAUUCGCAAUCGUGCAGCGAGACAACAUACGUGCACGCGGAGGCUCUUUCAUAACCAAGGACGUGCACGGCAAUGAAGUUUCCACAGCCUCUGACCCCGUGAUCCCCGAGAUAUUCACAGGCAUGGUUACAGAACGCGGCUGUUUCCCCCCGAGCUAUAUCGAACGAGGCCUGCCACCCAACGACGAUUACUAUCACAACGGCGUCGAGCUGGUGUUGCGCCCAGCACAGGACAACAUCACAAUGGAGGAGAACCUGUACCCGUAUGUACAUGGGACGCGUUGUGGCAUUUGGAUGCGCUGGCGUCGUGAAGCAAUCACUUCUCGGAAUUGCUGCGGAGGAAAGAUGGAACGCUUCAGAGACUUGCAAACCCGCUGGAAGGAAGGCGAUCUAUGCAAUGAGUUGGUCCAAAAUCUCCAGAGCAUCCGCCAGUACAUGCGGCCAAUUGAUCGUAUAGUCUGCUUCGGCCUUGGAAGCCUCGAGAACGACCGGGCGUUUCUACAGCACGUGGUCGCUGCUACAAUUCGAGAUACUCUACAAGAUCCAAAUGAGAAGCCCAUGAGGUUCAUCGCGCAGGACCCGGCAUACUGCAAUAACUGUGAGACGGUUUUACGAUACAUGUUUGGCAUCACUGUCGUGGAACAGCCUGAAGGCUUCCUCGAUGUCGAGCGGAAUACUUUCGUUAUGGCAGUCUCUCCAGAUGCCAGCAUUAGCCAGUGGACACUGGAUAAAACGUAUAGAUUCGGCGGGCCCGCUGCGCUGAUGUGCGAUACGGCACCCGAUGACGGACGAGGAGAAUACGAGGAGGACAUCAAAGACUUUUCCAGCCCCCAUCUAGAAAAGUGGACGAACAUGUGCGACGACCACGGCCGUGUUUUCUACAUGGUCGACGAUGAGAUUUUUGAAGGUGCCAAAGAAGGGCUCGAGACUUUUGGCGAGAAUGCGAUCGACUUGUACUGGAGUUGUGAAAAUAUGAUAUUCGAUUGAGUAUUUCUGGUGAGCGUCAAGGUGUUUUGUACUUGCUUUGUAUCAUGCCAGUCAUGAUACCUUUCCAAUUACAUGUUUCUAGUACUCGAGUUUGAUUCUGUAAAAGUGCUCGUUUUUAAAGACUAUGACCCUACAAGACUGAAAUGUGAAGGUAUAGAUUUGGAGACGAAUCGCUCUGACUGUAGCAAAUCCGGGGUAUUUUCAGCCAUACGAAUAAGGCUGGGAAAUACAGCGUCUGUUCUGGUUCAAAGCGAGGAAAGCA